AUCCUACCUUUGGUAAUUCCAAACAGGAACUUGGGAAGCUAGCUCACUCGCCCUCUCUAGGCAAGCAUUCAGAAAUAAAAAGAAAAAAGGACUGCUGUGCUUUCCUUUGAUUUGAAUGCCACCUGAGUGCGCUCUACCAAUCUCCGGAACAAUGUGAAAAAGGACCACCCAGCAAGAUCUGACGCCACUUCUCCUCUGGUGGGAAGGAUUUCAAGGUCGGCUCUCUACUUCAUCUGGGGUUUUCUCGUGGAUUAUUGCGACUGAUGGUAUUGUUGGGAUCUUGAUGUCUGUUAUUUGGUUUGGUUGCGUCGUAGAAAAUGUCAAAACUCCCUAAUUCUGCUCCUCAAGAAUCCAGAUCUACUCCAACUUCUCGACCGAGGGACCUGAAUGAAUCAGCAGCGGGAAUGGAGGAUCCAGAUGGGACCAUCGCCACAGUUGCUGAACUCAUUGAGCAUUUACAUGCCAACAUGUCCUCACCACACGAGAAAGAACUGAUCACCUCGAGGUUGCUGGGUCUUGCUAAGUUAAGAAAGGAUGCUAGGAUCGCCAUCGGAUCCCACUCCCAAGCGAUGCCUCUGUUCAUUGCGGUGCUGAGGAAUGGUACCUCAAUUGCCAGAGUGAACGUUGCACUGACUCUUAGUGCAUUGUGCAAGGAAGAUGACUUGAGAGUGAGAGUCCUUCUUGGAGGAUGUAUACCACCAUUACUUGCACUGCUGAAAUCCGACGCAUCUGAGGCAAGGAAAGCAGCUGCAGAGGCAAUCUACGAGGUUUCUUCUGGAGGAUUGACGGAUGAUCAUGUUGGCAUGAAGAUCUUUGUAACAGAGGGGGUGGUGCCUACUCUAUGGGAUCAGCUUGAUCCGAUGAUCAAACAAGAUAAGGUGGUUGAGGGAUUUGUAACUGGAGCUCUAAGAAAUUUGUGUGGUGACAAGGAUGACUAUUGGCGGGCUACACUUGAGGCUGGCGGGGUGGAAAUCAUUGUGGGACUCCUCUCUUCAGACAACCUGGUUGCUCAGUCCAAUGCUGCUUCGCUGUUGGCUCGCUUGAUGUUGGCUUUUAGUGACAGCAUUCCUAAGGUUAUCGAGGCUGGGGCUGUUAGGUCCUUGCUUCAUCUUCUUUGUUGUGACAAUGACAUAUCUGUUCGUGCUAGCGCAUCUGAUGCUUUGGAAGCUCUCUCCUGUAAAUCAAGCAGUGCUAAGAAAGCUGUGGUGGAUGCCAAUGGCAUACCUGUUCUAAUUGGUGCAAUAGUGGCUCCUUCUAAAGAAGCCAUGCAGGGUGGGUGGGGUCAGAUCCUUCAAGAUCAUUCUGUGCAUGCCUUGGCAAACAUUUGUGGUGGGAUGCCAUCUCUUAUAAUGCAACUUGGUGAGAUGUCCAUAUCAUCUCGAAUGCCUUCUCCUUUUACUGAUAUUAUUGGUGCCCUUGCAUAUGCUCUUAUGGUUUUCGACGAAAGUUCUGGGAAAUUAGAACCUUUUGAUGUGAUGCAGAUCGAAAGCCUCUUAAUGAAGCUAUUGAAGCCUCGAGACUCAAAGUUGGUUCAAGAACGCGUUUUUGAGGCAUUAGCUAGUCUUUAUGGCAACAGUUAUCUAUCGAGGGGUCUUACUCAUGCAGAAGCAAAGAAAAUGCUUGUUGGAUUGGUUACUAUGGCUGCUGAUGAGGUGCAGGAGGACCUCAUACACUAUUUGACGAACUUAUGCUCCGGUGACAUGGGUAUCUGGGAGUCCUUUGGGAAGCGAGAAGGCGUACAAUUAUUAAUAUCAUUGCUUGGUUUAUCAGGGGAACAGCAUCAAGAAUAUGCUGUCACUUUGCUCUCCAUCCUGACCCUUCAGGUCGAUGAGAGCAAAUGGGCUAUAACAGCUGCAGGUGGCAUUCCUCCACUUGUACAGUUGUUGGAAACUGGAUCUCACAAGGCAAAGGAAGAGGCUGCACAUGUAUUGUGGAACUUGUGCUCCCACAGUGAGGAUAUCCGUGCAUGUGUUGAGAGUGCUGGGGCUGUUCCAUCACUCUUAUGGCUGCUCAAAAGUGCUGGUCCUAAAGGACAACAGGCUUCUGCUAUGGCUCUUACGAAGCUUAUAAGAUAUGCUGAUGCAGCGACUGUUAACCAAUUGUUAGCAUUGCUUCUUGGAGAACUGCCAAGUUCAAAAGCCCAUGUUAUUACCGUGUUGGGUCACGUACUUACUGUGGCUUCACACAGAGACCUAGUGCAAAAAGGUGCUCCUGCUAAUAGAGGGCUCCGCACACUUGUUCAAGUUUUGAAUUCUUCUAAUGAAGAAACCCAAGAGUAUGCUGCUUCUGUUCUAGCUGAUCUCUUCAGUAUGAGACAAGAUAUUUGUGGAAAUCUUGCAACUGAUGAAAUUGUUCAUCCAUGCAUCAAGCUUCUGACAAGCAAGACCCAGGUCAUUGCUACUCAGUCAGCUCGAGCACUGGGUGCACUUUCCCGUCCGGCAAAAUCCACAAAUAAGAUGUCCUACAUUGCUGAAGGUGAUGUGUAUCCGCUAAUUAAGCUAGCUAAAACUUCGUCAAUAGAUGCUGCUGAGACUGCAGUUGCUGCUCUGGCCAAUCUUCUUUCGGACCCACAAAUAGCUGGGGAAGCUAUUGUUGAAGAUAUUGUAUCACCUUUGAUAAAAGUUCUCAGUGAGGGUACUAUGGAAGGAAAAAAGAAUGCCUCACGUGCACUGUACCAAUUACUGCAUCAUUUCCCUGUUGGUGAUGUGCUUACAAGUAUUGCUGAAUGUCGUUUUACAAUUUUUGCACUUGUUUCUUUGUUAGCUGCAACCAAUGUAGAAGGGGCUGAUUCAUCCGAUAUACUUGACGUGCUUGCUUUGCUGGCUAGAACUAAGCAAUGUGUCAAUUCAUCUUACCAUCCAUGGUCAGCUCUAGCAGAAUCUCCAUCUGGUUUGGAGCCACUAGUUCGGUGCUUGGCAGUUGGUCUUCCUCCUGUGCAAGACAAGGCAAUUGAAAUCCUUUCUAGGCUAUGCAGCGACCAGCUUGCUCUUCUUGGAGAUUUAUUAGGUAGAAGUACACAGUGUGUGUUUUCCCUUGCUGAGAGAAUUGUGGAAUCAUCCAGUUUGGAAAUCCAGGUUGGUGGGGUUUCUCUCCUCAUUUGUGCCACAAAGGAUCACACUAAUAAUGUGGUGGAUUCACUUGAUGAGUCUGGAUGCUUGAAACAGCUAAUUUAUUCUCUUAUUCAAAUGGUGAAAUGCCACUCACUUCCAGGCACAUUACAAUUUAGAAGAGCAGAGUCUGAAGUUGGUCGGGCAACAGGAGUUGUCAUGGAUAAAAGUGCACAAUUUCGAGAAGGAGAUGACUUUGAGGCUCCUGAUCCAGCAAUUAUUCUGGGUGGCACAGUAUCUUUGUGGUUGCUCUCUUUAAUUUCUUCAUUUCAUUUAAAGAGUAAAACUGUAAUCAUGGAGGCUGGUGGACUUGAUGUCCUGUCUGAUAAGCUUACAAGUCUUACACAGAACUCACAAGCACAAGUCGAGGAUAGUGAAGGAGUGUGGAUAAAUGCUUUACUUCUGGCUGUAAUGUUCCAGGAUGAGAAUGUAUGUCUCUCUCCUGCCAUCAUGCGGAUAAUACCUUCUCUUGCCUCACUGCUCAAGUCUGAUGAAGUUAUCGACAGAUAUUUUGCUGCUCAGGCUAUUGCAAGUCUAGUUUCUAACGGAAAUAAAGGAACACUUCUUGCUAUUGCCAAUUCAGGUGCUGUUGGAGGACUGAUAACACUUAUUGGUACUAUUGAGUCAGAUAUGCUUAACCUUCUUACGCUGUGUGAAGAAUUUUCUCUGGCACAUCAUCCUGAUCAGGUUAUACUUGAACGCCUCUUUGAGAUGGAAGAUGUGAGAGUUGGAGCUACUGCCCGUAAAUCUAUACCGCUGCUGGUGGAUCUCCUGAGACCAAUGCCAGAUCGGCCUGGUGCACCUCCAAUUGCUGUGCAUCUCUUGGCUCUGUUAGCAGAGGGAAGUGAUACAAACAAAUUGGCUAUGUCAGAAGUAGGGGUUCUGGAAGCUUUGACCAAAUACUUGUCAUUGAGUCCUCAGGAUUCUACAGAAACCACAAUUUCUGACCUUUUCAGAAUUUUAUUUAGCAGCCCUGACUUGCUGCAUCAUGAAGCAUCACAAAACUCUUUGAACCAACUUGUUGCGGUCCUAAGGUUGGGAUCAAGAAAUGCUAGGUAUAGUUCCGCUAGGGCACUUCAGAAUCUGUUUGAUGCUGAGAACAUCAGAGAAAUGGAAACAGCAAAGCAAUCUGUCCAGCCACUGGUUGACAUGCUUGAUACUGGAUCUGAGAAGGAGCAACAUGCUGCUCUUAUUGCUUUGGUCAAAUUAUUUUCGGGAAACACUUCCAAAGCUCUUGCUCUCAUGGAAGUGGAAGGCAGUCCACUUGAGAGCUUGCACAAGAUUUUGUCUAAUCCUUGUUCUGCGGACUUGAAAAAGAAUGCUGCUGAACUUUGCUUUCUCCUAUUUGGAAAUGCUAAACUUCGAGCACUGCCAAUUGCAACGGAAUGUUUGCCUCCUCUUAUAUCACUUAUGGGUUCAAAUGUGAGUGAGGUUGUACACUCAAGUGUUCAUGCUUUCGAGCGGCUGCUGGAAGACGAACCACAUGCAGAGCUUGCAGCUUCAUUUGAAGUGGUGGACCUUCUCGUUGGCUUAGUUUCUGGAUCAAAUUAUGAACUUAUGGAGACUGCAAUUAGUGCUCUUAUAAAGUUGGGAAAGGAUCGUCCACAUUGUAAACUUGACAUGGUUAAGGCAGGGAUUGUUGAAUGUUCCCUUGAGCUACUUCCUGUUGCACCUAGUUCUUUUUGCUCUUCCAUUGCAGAAUUGCUCCGUAUAUUGACAAAUAACAGUGGAAUUGCAAGAAGCUCAACUGCUGCCAUGAUGGUGGAGCCUCUUUUCUUACUUUUGCUUCGUCCAGAUUUUAGCAUGUGGGGUCAACACAGUGCCUUGCAAGCACUUGUGAACAUUUUGGAGAAGCCUCAAAGCCUUGACACUUUGAAGCUCACACCCAACCAGGUUGUUGGGCCUUUGAUAUCAUUUCUUGAAUCUCCUUCCCAAGCCAUUCAACAACUUGGCACUGAACUUCUCUCACAUCUUUUAGCUCAGGAGGAUUUCCAACAGGAUAUUACUACUCAAAGUGCAGUUGUGCCUCUUGUACAGCUUGCUGGGAUUGGAAUUCUGAAUCUACAGCAAACAGCAGUUAAAGCUCUUGAGAGUAUUUCUAUGAGUUGGCCUACUGCUGUUGCAGAUGCUGGAGGGAUUUUCGAGCUUUCUAAAGUUAUCAUACAGGAAGAUCCUCAACCACCACAUGCUUUGUGGGAGUCAUCUGCAUUGGUUCUCUCAAAUGUUUUGCGUUCUAAUUCUCAUUACUAUUUCAAAGUUUCUCAUGUAGUCUUGGUUCGAAUGUUGCACUCAUCUCUAGAAGAAACUGUUACUGUUGCUCUUAAUGCACUGAUUGUUCAAGAAAGAAAUGAUGCAUCUAGUGCUGUAGUCUUGGCAGAGGCUGGUGCAAUAGACGCACUAUUGGAACUUCUAAGAUCUCAUCAGUGUGAAGAAGCUGCAGGAAGAUUACUUGAAGCUAUCUUUAACAAUGCAAGAGUGAGAGGAAUGAAAGUAUCAAAAUACGCAAUUGCUCCUUUAUCUGACUACCUUUCGGAUCCACAAACAAGUUCUCAGCCUGCAAGGUUAUUGGCAGCUCUUGCACUUGGCGAUCUAUUUCAGAAUGAAGGACUUGCAAGAGCAAGCGACGCUGCAUCUGCUUGCAAUGCAUUUAUACGUUUGCUAGAAGAUCAGCCUACAGAAGAAAUGAAAAUGGUAGCUGUAUGUGCAUUGCAGAAUCUGGUUAUGAACAGCAGGACAAAUAGGCGAUCUGUUGCAGAAGCAGGGGGCAUAUUGGUAAUACAAGAGCUGCUCAUGUCUCCAAACUACGAAGUUGUUGGGCAAGCUGCAUUGCUCAUUAAGUUCCUUUUCUCUAAUCACACUCUUCAAGAAUAUGUUUCCAAUGAGUUGAUAAGGUCCUUGACAGCUGCUUUGGGGAAGGAGUUGUUGUCAAGAGAAACUAUCAAUGUAGAAAUCCUGAGGGCUAUAAAUAUGAUAUUCACCAACUUCUCUAAGCUCCAUAUUUCCGAAGCCGCUACACUUUGUAUACCACACUUGAUUGGUGCCCUCAAAGCUGGACCUGAAGCCGCCCAGGAGAGUGUCUUGGACACACUCUGCUUGUUAAAGCAAUCGUGGUCAACCAUGCCAAUAGAUAUCGCCAAAGCUCAAGCAAUAAUUGCCUCAGAAGCAAUUCCUGUACUGCAGAUGCUUAUGAAAACAUGUCCACCGAGCUUUCAUGAUAGAGCGGACAGCUUGCUGCACUGCUUGCCUGGUUGUUUGACUGUCACUAUUAAACGUGGGAAUAACCUAAAGCUGACCAUGGGAAGUACAAAUGCUUUUUGCCGAUUGACAAUUGGAAAUGGUCCUCCACGUCAAACAAAGGUGGUAAAUCAUAGUACCUGUCCUGAAUGGGAAGAAGCAUUUAAAUGGGCAUUUGAUGUGCCCCCGAAAGGUCAGAAGCUCCACAUUCUUUGCAAAAGCAAGAGCACAUUUGGGAAGACGACUCUUGGUAGGGUGACAAUCCAGAUAGACAAGGUAGUAACUGAAGGAAUAUUCAGUGGUUUUUUCAAUCUAAACCAUGAUGCCAAUCGUGAUGGUUCAUCAGGGAGGAAGCUCGAAAUUGAGAUCCUAUGGUCUAACCGGGAGAGACCUAACGACAGUUUAUAGAUGUUUAUGUGAGUGGCAGAGGUUGGUGAUCCCCCUGAACUAUUUGGGGGCUUAGUCUGCAUUUACUUAGUUUGCUCGAUUCUGUUCAAGUCCAGUUCUGCAGAGCGGCAAAUGCUGUUUGCUGAAGUGGCAGCAGUGUACAUGUCCAAAGUUGGUGUUUCCAUAGAUUAAGGGGUUUUUCAUUCCUGCAACUAUGAAGGCCGAGAUCUGCUGUAUUUGUUUUGGCGAAAGAGGAUCUGCCAGAAGUUGACGGGACGGAUUUACCUAGCUCUUUAUUAGGAUUUGUAAUUGAUGUACAAUAAGAGGCGGGAGGAAUGGCUGUUGGGGAGUGAUUAUCACUUUUUUUGACGUUGUGCUGUCGAAGCUUCUCUGAGAAGCUAGUUAAGCGUCUAGUUUGAUGUACAAAAUCCAUAGGAUGCAUCUUUGCAAGGCGGUGAGGGGUUGACCUUUUCUAUGCAGCCUCAGCAUUUGUUAACACGAUUGGAACCGUUGUACAGAGUUGUCUAUGUGCCUGAUGGCGCAUUUUACAUGGUUUAACUGAAGUAUUUUCACCA
Molecule: messenger RNA, 7303 nt
Organism: Nymphaea colorata (pocket water lily)
Lineage: Eukaryota; Viridiplantae; Streptophyta; Magnoliopsida; Nymphaeales; Nymphaeaceae
Product: protein CELLULOSE SYNTHASE INTERACTIVE 3
Exons: 8
Coding region: 318-6749 (2143 amino acids)
Biological process (GO): regulation of cellulose biosynthetic process; anisotropic cell growth
Cellular component (GO): cellulose synthase complex
Molecular function (GO): microtubule binding
Source: RefSeq, a predicted model, not a curated record